This is a messenger RNA of Actinia tenebrosa (Australian red waratah sea anemone), 1492 nucleotides long. RefSeq names its product BBSome complex member BBS2. NCBI's taxonomy places the organism in Eukaryota, Metazoa, Cnidaria, Anthozoa, Actiniaria, Actiniidae. Gene Ontology annotation, biological process: non-motile cilium assembly. Gene Ontology annotation, molecular function: protein binding. Gene Ontology annotation, cellular component: membrane; motile cilium; ciliary basal body. The record is from RefSeq and is a predicted model, not a curated record.
UUCCAAGAAGCAGCAACUAAACCAUCAAAGAUCAAAAUGUGAUUUGAACUACUGAAAAAAUAUGUAAUUUAAAAUUCAAAUUCGCUUCCGAUCUUCAUUUUUUCAGCAAGGAAACGCGAAGGAAGUCUCUGAGAUUCAAUUAAGAUGUUGGUUCCGAUUUUUACUUUAAAACUUGGGCAAAAAGUUCACGCUAGAACAACAGCUAUUGGAAAAUAUGAUGGAAUACAUCCGUGUUUGACAGGCGCUACAACUGCAGGAAAGGUUUUUAUUCAUAACCCACAUACCAGCAAUGCACAAGGUGGCCGGCUAACAAGCCACCAUGACAAUGAUAUGAGCAUCUUGAAUAUCAACCAGCAAGUGUCUGCUGUUGCUGUCGGCAAACUGAGCACGACAAACUGUGACACCCUUUUAGUUGGGACAGCCACUAAUUUGCUGGCCUAUGAUGUGGAGAAUAAUUCCGAUGUGUUCUAUAAAGAUAGGUCACCUGCAUGCCAAUYAUGACAGAGACRAAGUUCAGAGAAGCAACAAAUUGKAAAUUGUCAGGAAAUUGUCAGGGAAAAUGAGUACACUUACAAUUAUUCAGGGUGUUCUAUUCAAUUUUGUGCUAUAUCCACUCAAUUCCUCAAUUAUGAAAUGAAAGAGUUAGUUACUAGUUAAUUUUUCACUAUCAAAUGAGAAGGUCACUUCUAUUAACUAUUUCAAUAGCCAUUGUCGUAACAAAUCUUUAUAAACUGUACUGUAUCUGUCAUUAUACAGUUAUGAUAAAUUUGAUCAUAGUUUUAAUAGCAAAUUAAAAAUAGAAUCAAAAUGGUGGUAACCAUGCUUUAAUCAAGAUUCACAUUUUGCAUUUUCGACUUUUCAUUUCUUGUUUGUUAAGCUCAAUAUGACUCACACAUUACUUCAAAGUGUUUAAAACAUUUCUUCUUCCUGUGUUUAAAACAUUUAAGCAAUGUGUAUGGAAUAUUGUUGAACAUAGAAUAUUGUCAGUAGAGAUUUGCAUGAAAUUUAAGUUUAAUCUAAGAUAGCUUUUAAAUUUUCAUGUACUUUAUCAGUAUUUGAUACAUAUGUUUUCAAUAAAGUUUACAUAAUUAUAAUAAAGCCUUACAAGUUUCAUCAUUAUCUGAAAUCAGAAAUCAUGUUUGCAAGCCAUUAGAACUUGUUAUAACCUCCUGCAGAAGACCCUGAAAGAUCUUUAAAAUAUCCUGUAUAUCCUGAAAAGAGCCUGUAACAUCUGGGCAUGGCUAUGAAAGAAGACUUUGUUCAAGAUCCUGUAAGAUCUUGCCAUGGCCAUAAAAGAUCUUGUCCAAGAWCUUAUAAGAUCUUGCCAUGACUAAAUAAGAUCUUGCCAUAACAAUGAAAGAUCUUGUCCAACUUCCUGUAAGAUCUUGCCAUGAUCAUGACAGAUCUUACUAGGACUAUGAAAGAUCAUGUAAGAUAUUGCCAAGAUCAUGUAAGAUCUUAUCAAAAGCAUGAAAGAUCAUGCCAAGAUAAU